Molecule: messenger RNA, 2318 nt
Organism: Lycium barbarum (goji berry)
Lineage: Eukaryota; Viridiplantae; Streptophyta; Magnoliopsida; Solanales; Solanaceae
Product: interactor of constitutive active ROPs 4-like
Exons: 3
Coding region: 912-2015 (367 amino acids)
Source: RefSeq, a predicted model, not a curated record
CAGUGCAUGUUGGAUAGUGUACCUUGGAAAAUAUAACGAUAUUUUUGAGAGUUCGUUAAUCAUGGGCUGUAUUGUUGCUCCGAUUUUUUAAUGAUGUUAAUCAAUGCAUGUUGGAAAGUGUAUCUUGAAAAAUACAACGAUAUUUUUGAGAGUCCACAUAACUAAUCAUGGGCUAAAUUGUUGGAUAGUAUCUUCAUUUUGGUGAACAUUUGAGUAUAUUCAUGCAAACAGACAUUAUAAGAGUAGUUUGAAGUAGUUCCUAUAUGAAAAUCUAAUAAUUGAACACCACCCACCCCCACCCUUUCUAGUGUUUUGAAUAUGUGCACAUCUUUCAAUGACAUUGACCUAUGCAUGGGAUAAAGGUGACUGCAAAUUUUCCUUUUGCUCUGUUCUAAGCGCAUGCUUCACAAGUCUCUGCUGAUUUUUGUCUCCUUUUCCUGCAAAGAAUGUUUUCCCUUUUCUUUUCCCUCUUUCUUUUAUUUUGUACUUCCUUCUGUCCAAAAUAAUAAUCGAGGAUUUAGCUUCUAAAAAUUAAUUCAAAAUAAUUAAAAUUUUAGUUUUUUUUUUUUUUAAAUUUACCUUAGACACAUUCUCAUAUUUCAUAAUAAUUAUGUCUUUCUAAAAAUAAAGAAAACCAUAAUUAAGGAUAUGUUAAGAAAAUCAUAAUUAAAGGUAUGUUAGUCAAUAGCUCUCUUAACUUUGGGAUUCAAUAAAUUCUUCAAUUUAUGUGCCCAAGUUUAAAAACCUCAAUUAUUUUGGACAAUAGGAAGUACCUUUUACUUUUGGAUUUAUUACAAAUUAAUUACUUCCCUAAAAAAGUGUUCUAGUAUAUUUGUGGCUUUGCUGGAAAAGAUCAAGACUUGAAGUGCUAGCACUCUUGCAUCAUUUUAACAUUUUAAGAAGGUACAACAAUGCCACGAUCAAGGGGAUCAGAAAUGCCUCAAAGGCAAUCGCCUCGAGGUCCUCCACAACUCAGAACAUCAAGCUCUGAUUCCGAUCCUCUACACCAUCGGUCAGUGCCUGACCGGAGUCCUAAAUUAGGCGAUCGUCGCUCUCCACGAGGUGCUCAAUCUGAUCCACUGAACCAAAGGAAACUUGGUACAAGAAUUGCAGAUUUGGAAUCCCAACUUGGUCAAGCACAGGAUGAGCUCAAAUCUCUUAAAGGACAGUUAGCUUCAGCCGAGGCUGCAAAAAAAGCAGCUCAAGAACAGCUAGAGAAGAAAAACAAGAAACCAACUGUUGCUGAGCCUGAACAAAUCCAAGAAACUGACAACAACAACGACGACGAUAACAAAAACAAUCCAACUCAUGAAAUUCCAGAUAAUGAUGAACUGAAAGAAACUGAUGUUUUUGAAGUUCCAGUUGAGAAGGUAACUGUGGAGCGUCCUCCAAAUGUUGAAAUUAGCCACCCCUCUACUGAAUUUGAACCAGAGAAACCAUCAGUCGAAGAGCUGAAUUUGAAAGAUGAAGGAAUAAGCUCAUUGAAAUCCAAGUUGGAGGAGAAAGAGAAAGAGGUUCAGGCUUUUUGCCAAGAAAAUGAGAGCCUGAAGAAGGAGUUGAACGAAAAGAUGCUAGAGAUAUUGUCCGUUAAGGCCAAGGAAGACGAAAUGACCCUCAAGCUAAACCAAGUAACACAAGAGCUUGAAACAAGCAAGAAUGAUGGAGUUAACAUAAAGGAGAAACUCGAAGCCACUGAAAAGGUGAAAGAGGCAUUAGAAAAUGAGAUGAAGAAACUAAGAGUCCAAACAGAACAAUGGAGGAAGGCUGCAGAUGCUGCUGCAGCAGUAUUAGCGGGAGGAGCUGUGGAGAUGAAUGGGAAAAGGAUAUCGGAGAGGUGUGGAUCAAUGGAUAAGCACUAUGGUAAUGUAUUUGAACCAGCUGUUGGAGGAUAUGGAAGUUACAUGGGUUCGCCGGGGUUGGUUGAUGAUUCUGAUGAUGUUUUCGCACAUGGUAAGAGAAAAGGUUCUGGUAUUAAGAUGUUUGGUGACCUCUGGAAGAAGAAGGGCCACAAAUAAGUGUCGUUUAGAUUAAGAAAAAUGCCUGUCAUGUUUUGCCAGCAAAAUGGCCGCUCGCCAUUUUAACAUUCUUGGCUAAUGUAUGAAUCUUCUUCUUGGCAUCUGGCCAAUAGUACUACUAUAAUGCUGAGUUUAGAUUUCUGUAUUUGUAGUCUUAUAUCUUUGUCAUUCAGGGCAGUGUGUUUAGAUCCAUAACUGCAGGUCUGUGUGGUGGAUGACAAUUCCGGUGAGCAUGAUUCAUAUUAAGGCUUCAUUUUUACUAAUGAACUUUGCCCUUGAUCAGCUAUCAGUUGAUCACAAGAA